This is a messenger RNA of Candida albicans SC5314, 1416 nucleotides long. RefSeq lists its product as uncharacterized. Gene Ontology annotation, molecular function: RNA methyltransferase activity; RNA binding. Gene Ontology annotation, biological process: rRNA methylation. The record is from RefSeq and is a predicted model, not a curated record. Gene Ontology annotation, cellular component: mitochondrion. Bases 1 to 1416 code for a protein of 471 amino acids. Lineage: Eukaryota; Fungi; Ascomycota; Pichiomycetes; Serinales; Debaryomycetaceae. The transcript has a single exon.
AUGAUUUCUCAAAAACGAUCAUUUUCAAUACUACCUACCCUAUUGAAAUCCAAACCCACUAGUUCUAAUGAUUUAAAACCAGUAUUUAAACAACCUCAUCAUCUGAAUUCAACCAAAGGACAACCACAACCACAAAAUUUUGAAAAAAAUUUACCUCAACCCAAAAUUGAAUUAAAACCUUGGGAAAAACAGAAUAUUUCAAAAGAUUCAUUUUUCAAAAGAAAAUAUGGUAAUAUAUCACCUCAAGACAGAAAAGCAUUGAAUGAAAAAGUUGAACGACAACGAAGAUUUAGAGCUAUGAAAAUUGCUCAUGAAAAAUCACUUCAAGAAAAAGCUUAUCAAGAAAGAGAAAGGGCAAGAGAAUUAGCUCGUGAAGCCAAAGGUAAAGGGAAAAAUUUUAAAUCCGGUGGUUCUUCUAAUUAUGACACUGGGGUUAUGGUUGAUAGAAAUGAUACGAUUUUUGAUUAUGUGUUUGGGACUCAUCCAGUUAAAGCAGUAUUAAUGGCAGGAAAACGUCGUAUUCUUGAUUUAUACACUUUUAAUAAUGAAGAUCCUGAUAUUGUUAAACUUGCCAUGGAAAAAUAUGGUAUUGUUCCUAAAAGAUUAAAAGAUAAAAAUGCAUUGAAUAUACUUUGUAAAAAUGGUGUUCAUAAUGGUGUGGUAUUAAAAACAAAUAAAUUGGAUAUUCCUUAUAUUAAAGAAGUUGGUCAUGCUGAAAAUGGAGAAUAUAAAUUGGCAAUUGAAGAAUUAGAUGAUGCUGCUGCUGUUGAUGAUGAUGGUGAGGUUAAAGUUAAAACAAAGAAGGUUAUUAGAGAUGAUGAUAUUGAACAAAUUGAAGAAUUAUAUCCAUUAUCAUUAUAUUUAGAUGAAAUUACUGAUCCACAAAAUAUGGGAUCUAUUUUACGAUCAGCUUAUUUCUUUGGUGUUGAUUUUAUAGUUGUUCCCAAUCAUAGUACGGCCAAAUUGGGUCCUGUGGCAAAUAAAGCUUCUGCCGGUGCAUUAGAUCUUAUUGAUAUAUAUCAAACGGGUUCAAGUUUGAAAUUUAUUGAUUCUGUUCGUCAAAAUGGAUGGCAUGUUAUUAGUACUAGUGGUAGACCAACAGGUGGUACAAAGUCUAAAGAAAUUACCCAUGUUGAGAAUGAUGCUGAGAAUGAUGCCGAUGUUGAUGUUGAUGUUGAUGUUGAUCAACCACAUUUAAAGAAUAAAUUCAUUGAAUUACAAGAUUUACGUACUAUAUUGAAGAAAACCCCAGUUAUGUUGAUUAUUGGAAGUGAAGGUUCAGGUGUAAGAACAAAUAUGAAAAUAAGAUCUGAUUACCUUGUUGGUAUUCCUAAAAUCAGACGUAAUGAUAAUAUUGUUGAUUCACUUAAUGCUGGUGUAGCAACUGGUGUUAUUUUACAAAAUUGUCUAGAUUAA